Messenger RNA from Bolinopsis microptera, 756 nucleotides. RefSeq names its product large ribosomal subunit protein eL6-like. The transcript has 4 exons. The record is from RefSeq and is a predicted model, not a curated record. Lineage: Eukaryota; Metazoa; Ctenophora; Tentaculata; Lobata; Bolinopsidae. Gene Ontology annotation, biological process: cytoplasmic translation; ribosomal large subunit assembly. The coding region runs from base 6 to 719 and encodes 237 amino acids. Gene Ontology annotation, molecular function: structural constituent of ribosome; RNA binding. Gene Ontology annotation, cellular component: ribosome; cytosolic large ribosomal subunit.
GAACAAUGGUGGCCCACAAACCCAGAAACUCCAUGCUCCCAGGAGGAGUCCCCAAACUGAGCCGAUCAGCUGUUUACAAGAAACGAGCUCUUUACAAGAGACAGAAAGUCCAGGUCAAACCCGCUGUUGAGGAGAAAGCUACUCACAAGACUAAAACAGUUCAGGGAGAGAAGAACGGAGGAACCCGAGAGGUGCCCCUUCAGAGACAGCCCCGAUUCUACCCUACUGAGGACUCCAAGAAGCCCCUGAACAACAGAAGGAAGGUGAAGCCCACCAAACUGAGGUCCACUAUCGUCCCCGGAUCCGUCGUCAUCAUGUUGGCUGGUUCCCACCGAGGAAAGAGGGCUGUUGUCCUGAAGCAGUUGCCAUCUGGUCUUCUUCUCGUAACUGGACCCUACAAGAUCAACGGAGUACCUCUGAGGCGAGUUGACCAAGCUUACGUUAUUGCUACCUCCACCUCCGUAGAGCUCCCAGCUCUUCCUGACACCCUCACCGAUGCUUUGUUCAAGAGGAAAGCCAAGCCUACCAAGAACGAGAAAGAGAUGUUUGUUGAAAAUACUGCCGAGGAACCUAAGAUCUCCGCUGAGAAGAUCGCCCUUCAGAAAGAAGUUGAUGCUCUUGUAGUGCCAGCUGUUAAGAGUGUUGAUAUGUUACAGUCUUAUCUCAGAAGCGUAUUUACCCUCAGAAAGGGACAAUACCCCCACGAAAUGAAGUUCUAAGUUCAAAAGAUUUAUUUAGGUUUUUAUUUAUCGAAAA